Molecule: messenger RNA, 3377 nt
Organism: Athalia rosae (coleseed sawfly)
Lineage: Eukaryota; Metazoa; Arthropoda; Insecta; Hymenoptera; Athaliidae
Gene: Tmem214
Product: transmembrane protein 214-A
Exons: 9
Coding region: 142-2145 (667 amino acids)
Cellular component (GO): Golgi apparatus; endoplasmic reticulum
Source: RefSeq, a predicted model, not a curated record
CGCCCGCUACCGCCACCACCGAUGCUAUUUGUCAAGUUUAAGCCUAGUCAAUUGUCAUUUGAUGUGUUUGACUGUCGUUUGACAUAAGUGCCUUCGUCUUCGGUUUGUUACAUUUUAUUUCUUGAUUAUCUUUAACCUAAAAUGUCGUACGGUGCUUGGGAAGUUGUCGGUAAGAACAAGAAAGAAAAGUCUAUCGGAAAACCAGCGAAGUUGUCUAAAGCUGAGAAGAAAAAGUUUAUGGAAACCGCGCCGAAACUUGAAGAUUUCCUUCCACUAGACCAGGUCAAGACACUUUUUAAUUCCUUGGACAGUAACAAGGAAAAUAAAAAACCAGUUAAGGAGAAAGAGAAAAAGACUAAGGAAAAUGAAGAGAAAAAAAAGCAACAAAAACAAAAGCAGCAACAACAGCAAAUAGAUAAAAAAAAAUCAGAGCCUAAAGAGAAACCUCCAAAGUCUAUUGAAGGUGCAUUGAAUGCGAUUUCCAUUGAAGAGCUGAAAAAUAUUCUAGCUGCAAACCAAGCUAGAUUUCCAGAUGCACCUCUUGUAUGGCUCAAAGAUAUUUUGGCAUAUUUAUGCGUGAAAAUUCCAAUUGAAUCAAAUGAUCCAACAUUUGGGAGCAAGUCUGUUGAUUAUCCUUUAUGUGCUGUUCCCAACACAAUUCGUUCCGUAUUGGAAAGUGCUAUUAAUCAAGCCGGAAGCAAAACUGUUCAAAUCUUCUAUGAGAAUAUAUUAACUGCAAUGGCCAAUGAUAUGGUUAAAGGAACACCAGUGGUCGGACACAAAAUAUUCUCCCAAUUUCUGGCAUUCCAAAAUCCUGAAACUGUGGUUUCAAAUAUUGUCAAGUUAAUCACCCUGAGAAACUCUUACCAGAAUAGAAAACCGAUUGGUUUGUCUUUACUGUGGGCCAUGGCGCAAGGAGGUCAAAAAAAUUUAAAUAUUGGUUUGAAGAUAUGGCAUGAAGUAAUGGCGCCUAUGUUGGAAAUGAAGAAUUAUGCUAGCUACGUAAUACAGAUUUUAGAACGAUUCGUAUUUUUACACAACUCGUCGUCUAGCUUGAACUCUGAAUUAUACCUAAGUAUUAUCGAUGAUGUGUAUAGUGGUAAAUACAACAUACCAACUAGCAUAGAAAAGGAUCUCAGUGGUCCUCUCAACAAGCUAAGGAUUAUAACUUUCAGAAAUAAAGAUACUAGGUAUCAAGUGCUGUUUCAAACUUUAAUGAAAAAGCUGACGUUUGCUACACCUGCAAAUUACAAAGCAGAAAUUUUGACAGCACUUGUGUCUUGUCUAAGUGCUGAUGUACAGUGUUACAGUACCUGGCGAUCAAACUACACAAAAUAUUUGUACCAAUCGAGUCUCCUGCUGAAACAUCUCAAUACAAACUGGGCACAAAUUUCUUCAGCUAUAAAAGUAAAACUUCUCCGGGAUACAGUUCUGACUUUUUAUGUGACAAACGAGGAAUUAGGAAAGGCCAAAAGAAAAGAGGAACAUCUCAAUUCAUGUGUGAAGGAAUGCAAGACUUUGCUUGAGAAGAUGACGGCAUCAAAGAGUUGGUUCCCUUGGAAAAAAGGAAGUGUACUGCUUUUGCUUUUGAUUGGUUCAAUUUUGGCACUCGAUACACAGAAACAUGGCUCAUUCCAAGCUUCCAGUACUAACAGCUUCCUAACAGAGAGCGGUAUCUCAGCUUAUGGAGAGCAUGCUUGGAGUAGAGUUAAGUUAUAUUCUUCCAAGAGUUUGGAAUUCCUCGAAGCUAGUGCUCCAGAAUAUUAUAAAGCAGUCGUCGACUUUUCAACACCCUACAUUAAAUUGGCAGGAGAUUUGUGCCUUAUAGGAAAGAAUGCGUCUCUCAAAUUUUACUAUAAUUUUAUAGCGUAUGCACAUCAAAAAGGGCCCGUUGUUGUGGCAACAAUCAAUCAUUAUGCACCAGGUCUCUUGGAUAACAUACAAAAACAGAGCGUUAUAGCGGUAGAAGCCAUAAAAUCAUAUUCUGCACUAGCCAGUGAUCAAGCCAACAUUCUUGUUGGACAUUUGAACUCCGAAAACUUACGAAAAUAUACAUCACAAGCCAUCAAUACGACGCAGACUUUUGCAAGUCAAACUUACAACUGGGUGUAUGAAAAGGUUCAAACGUUGUCCAAAGUUCACUGAAUUCCGAAGGUAAAGAGUGCAUUGUCAAUAAAUAAAAAAAAUUCCAUUCCCAUUUAAAAUACUGUUUUGGUCAUCCAAAUGCAGUAGGGAUCAGCAUUUAUGUUCGGAUGGAAAGUGCGAGAAAAUAUAUAUGAUUUGAAAAGCUGACGAUAUAAGCAAUUUUAAUAUAAGGUCUCUUAUAAAAAGAUUUGCUUCAUUUUUUUUUUGUUAAAAUUUCACUGGUGUAAGGUGUGCCGAAUUAAUCUUUAAUUUUAAAUAAGUAUUGAAUAGAUUAAACUCUGUGCUAUUUAUCGGAUGCUAAAUUUGCAACAUCUUGAGUCAUUGAUAUUUAUGGCACACCUUAUUCAUGGUCUCUGUCGACUUAGAGAUUUGUAUUUUGAGGGAUUUCUCAUAGUUGAUGAUCAAGAACUUAUAAAUUUGUAAGCUGUGAUUAAAAAACCGAAGAAUACGGAUGAGUGAAAGCCAGAGGUGGAGUGUUUAAAACGAAUCGAAGUAACUUGCAAGUUAGUGACGAAUCUGUAGAUUCAUUUUCACAUUGGAAUUCCAGUAAGUUCAGGGGGAUGGACUGUUGACUUUUCUAUGAAUAUGUUGCAGCGGUGAUUAUCAAAUUAACUCAGUAAGUAAAUAAUGUUUGAUGAGUUGAAAGAACAAAACAAACAACACAGAACAAAAUCAACCUUUAGAGAGUAUUGAAUUGAAUAUUGUCGACAGCAUUGAUUCCUUUAUCUAGAGCUGCUAUGGGCUGUUCUAGUGUAUGAUGUAUUUCCAUUUAUAAUGAUUCGUUUGGUUCUUCCUAUGACCUUUUUUUUUAAUGAAUAAAUCUUUAGAAUUUGAUUGAUGUUUAUAAUUGAAUAUCAUUCUAGAAUGAUGUUAAAGAUUGUAUAAUAAUGAAUAAGCAGCGUAGUACUGAAGUGGUGCGUACAAAAAAAAAAAAUUAUAAUAAUUUAGUAAGGGUAUCUCAGAAGUUUCAAUCCUCGUAAAAAAUAACAAAAAAAAAAAAAAACAAAUAGAUCUUCAUACAUCACAUAUUCAGAUACAAUCUUCUGUUCAUCUGUCAUUUGGUGAAUGUAUUCCUUGGAUAUUGUGAGCAUUUUUUCAUGAGUUGAAUCAUCCAUCAUUUAAGAUUCAAGUUGAGGUUCCCUUCGAUAUUGAAUUUAGAGAACAGACUUAGAGAGCAGUGAUGUAUUAAGUUUAGACGUAAAUAAAUAAAAUAAGUUACGUUUAUUACCAUA